UGCCCUAUAAAUGGCGGGAGCCUCCCAUGUAUCGAAAUUUCUUUCCCAAUCAUCUCUCUCAUUCUCUCUUUCUCUCCACCGUCAACUUUUCACUAUUUACACUCCAAGCCCCUGCAAAACCCUCCAAUCUUACAAAACCCCACAAAUCUUCACCUAAGGUACCGGAGGAGAAUUGGAGUAGUAUUGUUGACUUCUGCCGAUUUAAUGGAGGCCGCCGCCGGUGUUGUCGCCUCACGCGGUGGUUCUCUGCCGAUGUCAUCGUCUAGGAAGGAGUGGCGUGCCGUUUCUGACCACCAUUCGGUUGGAACCGCAGGCGAUGAGGUGGAAUUGGACCGGCCAAAUUUGGGGCAAUCGGAUGAGAGAACUAUCUAUGAGGUGCAGCGUGCAAGAGAACCUGCUGAUGUGGACUUCUGCUCAAUCAAUGUGAAUGGUAGCUUGGACAAUGACAUUAUGCAGCAGCGAAUUCAUAGUAUUACUAGGCAAAGAGAAGAGCUUCAACAUGUGGAGAUUGAACUUAAAGCUCAGUUGAUUUCGAGAUCUGAGAUCCUGGAAAUGCAGCACAGCUUUGAUGCUCAAAUCAAAGAGCAUAAAGAUGCUGCUGCAAAACUUAAGGAACAACUUCAUGAAAGGGAACAGGCCAUACAUGAAUUGGAAAGGGGAAUGGAAGAGAAAGAUAGGGAAUUGCAUGCUAUUAAAUUGGAUAAUGAAGCGGCCUGGGCCAAGGAAGAUCUUCUCAGAGAGCAAAAUAAAGAAUUGGCAACAUUUAGAAGAGAGCGGGAUCAUUCUGAAGCUGAAAGGGCACAGCAUAUACAGCAAAUACGUGACCUUCAAGAACUUAUUCAAGAAAAAGAGAGGCAGAUUCUUGAAUUGCAGGAACAGCAUAGAGUUGAUCAGGAGACCAUAUUUUUGAAGGAUGAACAAUUGAAAGUGUGGAUCGCACGUGUUCAAGAGAUGGAUGCCUUGCAAUCUACUUUACAAGUUGAAUUACGAGAACGUACUGAACAAUAUAAUCAGCUAUGGAUGGGUUGUCAAAGACAGUUAGCAGAAAUGGAGAGACUUCAUUUGCAUACUGUACAACAGCUUCAUCUUGAGCUAGCUGAUGCAAGAGAAAGGAGUGGACCCUACACUGAAGAGUCACGCAUAUCCCAGACAAACUCAAAGGAUAUGUCAAAGUUUGGUCAAAGCAAUGGAAAUCAACUAGAUGUUAAUGCUAAUGGUGCAACAAGUGCUAAUGAUGGACCACUUCCAAAUGGGAAUGCAGAUAAUGCAUCAAACCAGACCAACCAUGUUGCUGGUGUCCCCAUUGCCCCAUCAUCUUUGCUUGGGAUGCCUACCUACCUUCCGCCUGGACAGGUUACUGCAUUGCAUCCAUUCAUUCUACAUCAACAGGGAAUUCCUCAUUCUAUGCCAUCACAUGUUCCUCAAUCUCAUGUUGGGCAUUUUCACUCAAUACCAGCAAUGUCAUCUCUUCCACAGUGGCAGAACCAGCAGGUUGCAUCUGAGGGUGCUCAAUUAUCUACACAGAAUCCACCGACUUCUUCCCAACCUGAUCAUAACCUUAUGGGAUCAGAUGCAAAGUAUGAGUAUGAAAUGUCUGUCAACGGACAAGGGUUCCGUCCAGGUUAUGUGGAUGUCCACAAUAGCCAAGUGACAGAGCCUGAUCCUGUAAUCUCAUCGUCUACUGGGGAAGCACAGGUCCUUGAGUCAAGAGAUAGAAGUUACAUGGUUGCCUCCCAGCCUGAGCAGCGCUUACAACAAAUUUCUUCCCAAUUUAAUGAUUCCUUAAGACUGAAUACUCUUGAUAAGAACAGUGAAGCAAAGGAGCAAAAUGUUUUCAGUGAUCAGGAUUUAGAUGGCCAAGUUUCAACAGAAGAACAACCAAGUCCUGCCAGUGCAUCUUUGUCUGAAACAUCAAUGCAUUCAGUUAAUGUUGGUGAAGCCACAAUCAAUAAUGGGACUGUAGUAGGUUUGUCUGAAUCGUUGAUCUCAACCGGGCAGGCAAAUGUGGUUACUGUUGGAAAAACUUCAGAGACUUCCCUCCUUGAUGAAAGAUCUCUGUUGGCUUGCAUAGUUCGCACAAUUCCAGCUGGUGGUAGAAUUCGGAUCAAUUCAACGCUACCUAAUAGACUAGGCAAGAUGCUUGCACCUUUACAUUGGCAUGAUUACAAGAAAAAGUAUGGAAAGCUUGAUGAGUUUGUGGCUGGUCACCCGGAAUUAUUUUUUAUCGAGGGCGACUACAUUCAGCUUCGAGAAGGAGCUCAAGAAAUGAUAGCCGCGACGGCAGCGGUUGCUAAAGUUGCAGCAGCUGCUGCAGCAUCGCAUCCUUACUCGUCAUUUUUGCCUUCUGUGGCUGUUACUCCAAUGGCACAGUCUCAUCGACUCAAGAAAGUUCCAUCAAUUGACUCAAAACAACUUAAUGGUGUUAGUUUUGGCAAUGCUGGGGGUGUCUCAAAUGUAAAAAUAUUGAGUAAACCGAAAGAAUCUCAGGAAAUGAAUGGACCAGAUUUUGAUAGAUCAAGCAUAAGCAGCAAUCAGAGCAAGGGUUCACUUCAUGGGAGGUCCAACUUGAAUUUUGCUGGGAAGCAGCAGGGCAGGACAACUGGAGCUGCAUUAACCUCUGGAAGAUAGAGGAAACGUGGAAUCAUAUAGAUAAAAUAUAAAAGAAUGUUGAACAGGUGUUGUGAUGGAGCGCGCACAAGAUGAUCUGCGGUAGAAUGGGCGUACUGCCAAUCGAAAUUGCCAACCAGCUUUUGCUUAUAGAAUUCUCUAUUGGACUGCUCAGUUAUUCUCUUUAAAUUUAUGCCUUUUUGGAAAAGGGGAAAAGAAAACAUUUGUUUGCGUGUGUUUUUGUGAUCCAAAAUAGAACAUUCCGACUCUUUGCAGUAAUAUUCAUGCACAAAUUUGCAUGUGCAUCUGGUAGCUUUUUCAA
Messenger RNA from Manihot esculenta (cassava), 2929 nucleotides. RefSeq names its product epidermal growth factor receptor substrate 15 homolog. NCBI's taxonomy places the organism in Eukaryota, Viridiplantae, Streptophyta, Magnoliopsida, Malpighiales, Euphorbiaceae. The record is from RefSeq and is a predicted model, not a curated record. The coding region runs from base 205 to 2628 and encodes 807 amino acids. The transcript is spliced from 17 exons.